AACAACAAUAUUAGUGCCAAUAUCUAUUUUUCAAUUGUUUUGAUUUUGCUGGAAAGGAAGUUGAAAAUAUGCUAAGCCCUUGCCAGUAAAACACAAGACAAAAUUCCAAAAGUUACAGCAAUCGUAUAGCUCCAUUACAGCAAAUCUAAAUUGUAGCAAAUUGUUUUUAGAGCUGAACAAAGCUUAGGAAAACAAUUACGGGAAUGAGGGGCUUUGCGAAUUGGAUUGUUAGUUUGGGCCUGGCUCUUUUAAUAUGGACCAUCUUUUACUACUCCCAAAUGACGGACAACGCCAAAGGGGGAACAGAGGAAAUGGACGAGGAGCUGCAGGAUCCAUUCUCGGAUAGUUGCAAGAACAGCUCCAUUGACGUAUACUUGCAUUUCUUUUGGAUUUUCGCUUGCAUCUACGCACUGUCCAAGUUUACGGAGUUGUCGGAGCGCUAUCUGAGCGCCAAGAUCGCAUCGAAGGAGCGCAGCUCGGAUAUGUGCACCCUGAACGAGGAGUGGGAGAAAACGCUCAAGCUAUACGAGCUGGAUAAGAAGCAAUUGGACGCUCAACUGCAGGCGCUGCGCGAGAAAAAUGGAGGCUUGGAGCAAUCGAUGCGAGAUCUGCGCGAUUGCAAUUUACAUUUGAUCAGCGAGAAUUUUAUGCGCACUGUGCUGCAGGAUCAACAGAUCCAGGGCCUGGCUCAGCGUGUUCAGGAUCAGCAGCCCUCCAACAUCUACAUAACCAAUCGCCAUAUUCAUUUGACCCGGCAGGUCUUUCUCAACGAGGGACAGAUUGACCUGGACCACCAGUUGCGUAAUGUGGGCGGGCAGGAACUCAAAAUGCCGCAGCAAUCGUUAAAUGUCUGGGUUCAGUACCUGAAGAUGCGUAAGUGCUACAUGGGACCCAUAGCCGAUCCCAAGCUAGUGCUAAAUAACGAUCCCGAGCAUAUGAUGCCCAUUGUCAUGACUACCGAGCAGCUGGCCAAAUUGCAGGGCAUGAUCUAACAUCUAGCGAUAGUUCUGUUUGUUUAUUGAUAUCCAGGACCGUGAAACAUGCAACAGCAAUGAAAAGAUGAUUUUUAUUUACCCACAAAAAAAGAAAUAUUCUUUGUUGCAAAUAUGUUAACCAUACCAAAAAAAGACUUUCUUAUAAAAGAGUAGCAUUGCGUACUACUGAAAAGAAAAAGUUAAUAGAAAUCUGUGUGAAAUGUUUCAACUCCUAAAAUGGGUAUUACGGAAGGUCUCACACACACUCGUAUGCAAAAAAUCAACAAGCGGCAGUUCGACAGACCAUAUACCUCCGACCAGGGGUUACAGAUUUAAUUGCAAACUAUAUAAUUGUUUACAAAUAUUUUGAAUGGUAUAUUAGUGCAUUAUGUAAUAUUUAUAGUAAUUACAUAAAUAAAAGACAUAAAAUUCGAGUUCAGUUUUUUUUCUGGUUCACUUCGUGGGCGCUUGUCGUAUUUGCCGUCUGUAAUCUGUAACUGCUCGGGUAUCACAACUUAAUACUGAAGCAAAUUACGUCGGAUGUUCUUAGCCAGUCUUUAAGAGUAAGUCUUGAUCUCUUAAAUAGUAUUUCUCCAAUUAAUUUAUCAAGCGAAACUGUCUAAUUUACGAUCGAAAGAAAUGUUAUUUUUACAUAUUUUCACAAUUUCUAAUUUACUGACUCCAAAAUGAACUAAUUUUCCGACUUUAUGAAACAGUUC
Molecule: messenger RNA, 1693 nt
Organism: Drosophila hydei
Lineage: Eukaryota; Metazoa; Arthropoda; Insecta; Diptera; Drosophilidae
Exons: 4
Coding region: 204-992 (262 amino acids)
Source: RefSeq, a predicted model, not a curated record